CACCUCCACACAUGCACAGAUACGUCUCCUCUUACAACACUUCACUUCAACCAAAAAAAAAAAUCUACAUCCAAUCCAGACCGGACCGGACCCGACCGGUCCUCCGGUCCCACCAUUUCCCGGCUCACGCGCUUCAUCUGUUCACUAAUUACAACUCUCAUUGAUCAAACUUCUUCUGCUUCUGCUCUGUCUUCGUUUCUUCAUUUAUGCUUGUUUAAGCCAAUUGGCAGUGGAGGAAGAUAAGGUACGAGUGAAUUUCAUCGUAUCAUAUAUAUAUGUAUGUGUGUGGUGACUUGGGUUUCAGAGAAUUUACCAAGAAUUGUUGUGUUGGAGAUCGUUAAAAGGUUGAGGAAGCAGAGCAACUCAGCAAAGUUGAAAGAGUGUUUAGUUUCGAACUCGGAGGGGGCGGCUCAUGAAUUAUGAACCAAAUUUGGAACCUGAAUUGAACUCAGUUCGUAAUUUUCAGUAAUGGGUUGUGUUUACUCGAGGGUUUGUAUAGGAGAGGUUUGUACACCAAGGGACGCAAGAAUCAAACAGACCCAAAAUGUGAGGACCAAUGAGAUCGCUGUUUUCUCUCCUGAAUCUUCUAAUAGCGAAGAAGGUGAAGCCGGGGACCGUUUGAACCAGCUUAGAGAUUCCGAGGCUGGUAUCACAAGGCUCUCAAGGGUUUCGUCUCAGUUUCUACCUCCAGAAGGGUGUCGAACUGUUAAAGUUCCUUCAGGGAACUAUGAAUUGAGGUACUCUUACUUAUCUCAGAGAGGAUAUUACCCUGAUGCUCUUGAUAAGGCUAACCAAGAUAGCUUUUGCAUCUACACACCAUUUGGGUCCAACCCAGAUGACCAUUUCUUUGGGGUGUUUGAUGGGCAUGGAGAGUUUGGGGCUCAGUGUUCUCAGUUUGCGAAACGAAAGCUGUGUGAGAAUUUGCUUAGAAACAAUAAGUUUCAAUUUGAUGCUGUUGAGGCUUGCCAUACUGCUUUUCUGACCACGAAUACUCAGCUUCACGCUGAUAAUAUAGAUGAUUCCAUGAGUGGAACAACUGCUAUUACGGUAUUGGUAAGGGGUAAGACUAUUUAUGUUGCGAAUUCGGGUGAUUCGAGGGCUGUUAUAGCAGAGAAGCGUGGGGAUGAGUUCUUUGCUGUUGACCUUUCGAUUGAUCAAACACCAUUUCGAGAGGAUGAGCUGGAAAGGGUUAAGCUUUGUGGUGCUAGAGUUCUUACUUUGGAUCAGAUUGAAGGGCUGAAAAAUCCGGAUGUACAAUGUUGGGGUACUGAAGAAGGUGAUGAGGGUGACCCCCCGAGAUUGUGGGUACCGAAUGGGAUGUAUCCUGGUACUGCUUUUACUAGAAGUAUAGGUGAUUCCAUAGCUGAGUCAAUUGGAGUUGUUGCCACACCUGAAAUUGUGGUUUUGGAGCUCACACCAGACAACCCUUUCUUUGUGCUUGCAAGUGAUGGCGUGUUUGAGUUUCUUUCUAGCCAAACUGUAGUUGACAUGGUUGCUAAGUAUAAAGACCCUCGUGAUGCUUGUGCUGCAAUUGUAGCUGAAUCUUAUCGGCUUUGGCUACAGUAUGAAACUCGUACAGAUGAUAUUACAAUCAUUGUUGUGCAUAUUGAUGGACUAACUGAAACUGGUGGGGGUCAGACUGUAAGUUCUGCUGCUGUCCUACGGCCGCCUGUUCCUCAAGUUGUGGAGGUUACAGGAUCAGAAUCUCCUUCAACCUUUAGCUGGAAUUCGAAGAACCAACGUGUUAGACAUGAUUUAUCAAGGGCUCGUCUACGUGCAAUCGAAAGUUCUCUAGAGAAUGGGCAAGUUUGGGUUCCUCCAUCCCCAUCCCAUAGAAAAACUUGGGAAGAAGAGGCACACAUUGAGCGAGCAUUGCACGAUCAUUUUCUCUUCAGAAAGCUUACUGAUUCUCAGUGUCAUGUUUUGCUGGAUUGCAUGCAAAGAGUUGAAGUCCAGCCUGGGGAUGUUGUAGUUAAACAGGGGGGUGAAGGAGAUUGCUUUUAUGUUGUUGGAAGUGGAGAAUUCGAGGUCUUUGCAACCCAGGAGGAAAAUAAUGGAGAAGUUCCUAAGGUUCUUCAUCGCUAUACAGCUGAUAAACUAUCAUCCUUUGGAGAAUUGGCACUAAUGUAUAACAAACCACUCCAGGCCUCUGUUCGUGCAGUGACAAGUGGAACUCUCUGGGCCUUGAGAAGGGAAGAUUUUCGUGGAAUUCUCAUGUCAGAGUUUUCUAAUUUGUCAUCCUUAAAGCUACUCCGAUCAGUAGAUCUUCUGUCAAGGUUGACUAUCUUACAGCUGAGUCACAUUGCUGAUUUACUGUCUGAGGUUUCCUUCUCAGAUGGGCAGACAAUCGUAAAAAAGGAUGAAGGCAUGUCUGCAUUGUAUAUUAUUCAGAAGGGACUAGUGAAAAUGACCUUUGACACAGAUUUAGUUGAUCGAAAUAUCUGUAGUCUCAAACCUGAAAAUCAAAGAGAAGGUGAUAAUCCUCCUGGUAGUAAGGAGCUUGUGGUGGAGAAGUCAGAGGGAAGCUAUUUUGGUGAAUGGACACUUCUUGGUGAACACAUAGAUUCCAUAAGCGCAAUUGCUGUAGGUGACGUCACUUGUGCUGUUUUAACAAAGGAAAAUUUUGAGUCAGUUGUUGGCCCUGUGAAUAAGCUUUCUCUGGAUGAUCACAAAUCAAGGGACCAUUCCUCAGAUUUUUCCAAGGAAACCGUUAAAGGAGACAUGUCAACCCUUAAUGGAGUGCAGUUCUCUGAUAUGGAAUGGAAGAAAUGUGUGUAUUCCACUGAUUGCAGUGAGAUCGGGCUUGUGCAUUUAAGAGAUUCAGAACACUUGCUUAGUUUGAAAAGAUUUUCAAAGCAGAAGGUUAAAAGGCUUGGAAAGGAGGCACAGGUUUUGAAAGAAAAGAAUUUAUUGAAGAGUAUCACCCAUUCACCUCAGGUGCCAGAGGUCCUGUCUACUUCUAUCGAUCAGUCACAUGCCAGCAUACUGCUUAAUACAUACCUUGCGUGUCCCUUGGCUUCUAUACUUUUUACUCCUCUGAGUGAACUGUCUGCACAAUUUUGUGCAGCCAUGGUCGUUAUUGCUUUGGAGCAUCUACACAAGAAUGAUGUUCUCUACAGAGGUGUAUCUCCUGAUGUCCUAAUGUUGGACCACGCAGGAUAUUUACAGGUAGUGGACUUCCGGUUUGGAAAAAAAUUAUCUGGGGAAAGGACAUAUACAAUUUGUGGAAUGGCAGAUUACUUGGCUCCUGAAAUAGUACAGGGAAAAGGCCACGGCUUCUCAGCUGACUGGUGGGCAUUGGGGGUGUUGAUCUAUUUCAUGCUAAAAGGUGAAAUGCCAUUUGGAUCGUGGAGAGAAAGUGAGCUUGAUACAUUUGCCAAGAUAGCAAAGGGACAGCUAAAUCUUCCGCAAACUUUCAGCGCUGAAGCUGUUGAUCUAAUCUCUAAGUUACUCGAGGUUGACGAACAAACAAGGUUGGGGAAUCUAGGUUCUGAUCAUGUCAAAAGUCAUCCUUGGUUUGACGGUAUUGAUUGGAAAGGGAUUGAAAGCCGUAGUUCUCCAGUCCCUCAUGAGAUCACCUCUCGUGUCAUUCAACAUUUAGAGACUUACUCUGAGGAUUCUGCAUUUCCUCGACUCUCCAUCUCCCAAGAUGAAGAAGAUGUCGAAAUCCCUGAAUGGCUAGAUGACUGGUAGAGAAAUCUUAUUUCCAUUUCCAUACUAUUUUAUGGGUGGAGUUCUUAUUCAAUAUUGUGAGACUGAGAUCAACUCUUAGGUUGCUCAGACUAUGAGAACCCGAGGCUCGGAAGAUGAUAAAAGAAAGUGCAGAGAAGUUGGUGGAUCUGGUUUUUUUUACUUGUGGUCCACAAUUAUAUCUUACAUUGAUUACCUAUCUUGUAGCAUAGUAGUGGAAUUCCUUUUCUGGAGAUGACCUGCUCUGCUGGUAAUCAAUUUAACUAGGCUGAAUGCUUCAAUAAAAAAGGUCAGUUGAUAGAUUGAUUUAUUUGUUAUUUUCUUUCCUUUUGUUUUUAGCUUUUGUAAAUAUAUAUAUAUGUAAGUAAAUGCACAAGGGAUUCACUAUUUUUAAGGAUGAAGUUCUUGAUGUCCCAGGCAGCGUAUGUAAAGGCAGAUGAGAGUAAUUUGAUUAUUAUUAUUAUUAUUAUUAGGUCAGCCCUUGUUCAGUAUUUUUACUUGGAUCUCUGUUGUCUCUUCAUGUAUUCCACCCUGUUAUGAGUACAUGACACAGAAUCAGAUAUGUGUAAUAAAUUUGUUGGAAUACUUAACACUGAAUUAUGGAUGGCUUAAUAAGAAGGGUCAACCUGAAUUUAUGGAGUGCAAAA
Molecule: messenger RNA, 4337 nt
Organism: Cannabis sativa
Lineage: Eukaryota; Viridiplantae; Streptophyta; Magnoliopsida; Rosales; Cannabaceae
Product: protein phosphatase 2C and cyclic nucleotide-binding/kinase domain-containing protein
Exons: 16
Coding region: 469-3693 (1074 amino acids)
Biological process (GO): protein phosphorylation
Molecular function (GO): cation binding; protein kinase activity; ATP binding
Source: RefSeq, a predicted model, not a curated record